AUGUCAGACCCGGCGUCGGACGAUGCGCUGGAAGACAGUCAGGACGUGGUCGACCCGACGUCCGAAUAUGCUACUAGUAGUAGCCAGGACACGCAGAGCACACAGCUGGCGAGCUCACAGUCAUCCCAAGAAUCCGAGGAUCUUGCGCACCUCUGGGGUUGCCUCUACCCAUACAAUGGCUCCAAGAGGAUCGAAUUCCAGCGUGAAAACAUCUCCUAUACACUUGGGCGCUCAAGAUCCAACGACGUUGUUCUUAGUAAGGACAAUCCUCUUGUUGGUAAAUGUCACUGCUCCAUCGAUUGGAACGGGAAGGAUGGCCAAGAUUCUAUAGUUACUAUCUACAAUUUUUCUCCCAACGGCACUUUUGCCAAGGACGGAGAAGUUCCAAGCGAAGGUGUCGUAUUGGACGAUGGGGACGACAUAGUCUUGGGAACCAAAAACGGUAAGAAACCGCGUAUGAACGAAUCAAGAUACGUGUAUCAUCAUCUUGCCGAUUGGAAACCGAGCAUCCGCAACUUUUACCGACUUGGUAAACGGUUGGGUUGGGGCGCAUUCUCGACAGUCGUGUAUGCAGUCCACAAGACUGAUGGGAUAUACGCCGUCAAGAUUUUGAAGGCCGGAAAAGUAGAUCGGGAAAGCUACGAGAGGGAAAUUAGCAUCCUAUCCCAACUUGAACACGAGAAUAUUUGCCAAAUCAGGGAGGUUUUUGAGAGUGGAGAGGGCAAGACCUGGCAACCCUAUAUCGUAAUGGAGCUCGUUGAGGGUGGCGAUCUCGCAGCGCACCUCGAUGGCGGGGCAUUAUUUGAGGGUGAAGCGCAACACCUUACAUGUCAGAUCUGCGAUGGUGUUGCUCAUUUCCACGAGCUUGGGAUCACCCACCGAGACCUAAAACCAGCCAAUAUUCUGCUCACGAACGACGAGCCGCCCAAGGUCAAGAUCGCCGAUUUCGGCUUAGCUAAGGCAGUAAAUUCGAAAGAGUUGCUGAAGAGUAUGUGCGGCACGCCGGCUUACUAUGCUCCCGAGUUGUUUGCGGACAACAAAAAAGGGUACGACAACCGUGUUGACAGCUUCUGUAUUGGUGUCAUAGUCUUCCAGAUGUUGACUGGGUCGCUCCCUUUUAAAAGGUCUGAAGACCCGGACAUGGAAACAAAGGAACACGUAACCACUCGAGAAGUCGAAUGGCAUUCGUGGAAUAACCAGGAACCCAAAUUGAGCAAUCAAGCGGGGGACUUUGUCGAGUGCAUGGUACAGAAGGAUUACAAUGAGCGGUACACUGUCGCCGAAGCGCGGCAUCACCCAUGGCUCACUGAAUUUGUCGAAGAGGAUGACAAUGAUGAGCCUCUCCUUCCUGAAAUUAAUGAGGAAAUCGGCGGGCAGGCUAUAUCCCCAGGUGGUUCUCAGUCAACCCUCCGUGAUGAGGCGAAUCUACAGGCCACAUCUACCGUGCACGACUACCGAGUCAAAUUGGAGCAAGUCUGUGACAUACUGCAAAGCCAACGGCACCCUGAAAGUUAUGGCGACGUGUAUGCAGACGACAUAGACAAUACCUCCAUUCCCGAUUCGGCAACCCCAAGUGCCCCGGGCACACGCAACAGCACGCCUGCCACCAUCUGGGGAGCCUACGAAUCUAUGUUACAACCCCACGAGGACUAUAAAGAUCUCGGCGAAACGUCUGCAGCCGGCGCAGGCAACGAUUCCAAUCGCAACUUAGUCACCUCGAAUGCCUAUGGUACGCGCACCAGCACGCCUGAGACCGUGCAGUGUGACGAUGAUGGCAUUCCCGAAAUUUCCUCAUCCUCAUCGGCGCGGCAGGCGGCCAACCUAAUCCUACUUGGGAAACGCAAGUCGUCCUCCCCAUCUCCAGAGAUGGAGCAGCCGUCGCAAGGUGGGAAUGGUGACGAGUCCCCGACGAAGCGCCUCCGUACCUCUGUGGGCGGCUCCAGCAUCAUAGCUGCGAGGGGUGGCUCACCGGUGCCGUCGCUCGACUAG
Messenger RNA from Sparassis crispa, 1989 nucleotides. RefSeq lists its product as hypothetical. NCBI's taxonomy places the organism in Eukaryota, Fungi, Basidiomycota, Agaricomycetes, Polyporales, Sparassidaceae. Gene Ontology annotation, cellular component: nucleus; cytoplasm. Gene Ontology annotation, molecular function: ATP binding; protein serine/threonine kinase activity; protein binding. Bases 1 to 1989 code for a protein of 662 amino acids. The record is from RefSeq and is a predicted model, not a curated record. The transcript has 10 exons. Gene Ontology annotation, biological process: meiotic recombination checkpoint signaling; protein phosphorylation.